Molecule: messenger RNA, 1903 nt
Organism: Drosophila rhopaloa
Lineage: Eukaryota; Metazoa; Arthropoda; Insecta; Diptera; Drosophilidae
Gene: Pvf2
Exons: 5
Coding region: 270-1373 (367 amino acids)
Biological process (GO): hemocyte migration
Source: RefSeq, a predicted model, not a curated record
UUCGUCGAGAUCACUUCGAUCGCUUCGUUACGAUCCAAUCCAGAUUCAAGUUAGAUCCUUUGAAACCCAAAUAGGUCUCAGUUUAAUGAAUCGGGAACCCAGUUCCGGAAAGUGCCAAAAGUGAAAAAAAAUUCGGUGGAAAAUUUGUGUUAAAAGAAAAGUGACGAAUGAAAAUUCAGUUAAAAUAAUCUUAUCGCGUUCAGUAUUCUAAUCACACAAAGUGUAAACUAAAGAAAAAUUAUUUUAUCUGCUGGAAAAACAAUUUUAAAAUGAAUCUCCUAAUUGUGUUGGCGAUAAUCGCCAUCUCCUUCAAGGAGACGACAAAUGCAUAUGCCAGUUUUCCGUUUCGCAUAAAUAAUAUUGAUCUUGACGUGGGGAAUUCGACCUUGCCCAGGACCACAUCUCAUCCGAACUCGUAUCGUCCUCUCCUCCGAUUCUCCCUCCCCCCGAGCGAAUCAUACCAGUUGGACAAGGAGCACCACGAGUACAAGGAGGAAGACACAGACUGGGAGGAUUUUCACAAGCGCGUGCCACGUGAUCACACUCGUAGUUCCAAUGCCCCCAGGCUGGGUGACGAUAAUCACCUGCAAUUCACAGAUGCCGACGAUGGGAACAGUCAAUCGCAUCAGAUGGGCAGUUAUGCGGAGGCUAAGCAACCGGGACCUUCGAGAAUGUAUAAUAAGACUGAGCAUGCGCGCCUCCUUCGAUUGGCCGGAAUUCACCAGAGGUUCAUGGCAACCGAGGGCGUCUGCCGGGUGCCAAAGCCGGAGGUGGUCUACUUCUCGAGGAACACCAACACGAUCUACUCCCCGCGGGCCACGAUUCUCCAUCGGUGCAGGGAUACGUACGGAUGCUGUGCGUCGGGAUUCACCUGCCAGGCGAAGUCAAACGAAACGGUGGAGCGGGUGUUCAUCAUCAAGAUCGGCUACAAUUCCUGGCCUGAAAUCAAGACAAUGGAAAAUCAUACGGAGUGCGAAUGCGUGAAGGUGGAAAUGCGCCGCAAGCGGAGCCCCAUCUGCCAAUGCCCCAAGCACUUCAUCAACUUCAGCCUGCCGGGAACCUAUCCGGAGGCGAGGGCGGAGGAGGAGGACCAGGUGACGGAUCCGUGGGAGCGAAAGGAGCGAAAGGAGCGGAAGGAGCAGCGCUGCAGAUGCGACUGCCACCUAAGCGACAACACGUGCAAGAGCCUGAAGAACGGAGUGGAGGGAUUCUCGGUGAUGGAGCGACGUCGCAUACAAAAUGGAGAAAUCAGUCCGCCCUUCUGCAAUUACGGCCCGUAUGAUGUGAAAAAGGGUCGUUGUCCGGGAUUUCAAAAUCCGAACUUAAGUCUGCAACAAAAGUUCCAGUCGAGGCGCCAGCAUGGCAAGAGUUAAACCAAAAUCCCCAAUCAAAACAAUCAAUCCAGAACUGUGCAUAAACUAAAAACUAAUUAUACAAUACUACUAUUUAAACAUACACAUGAGCCAUUGAACGAAAUGAAUCUAGGACUGAUCCUUCGGUUGACGGAAAGACUAUCCUAAUGAUAGUCAGGUUUACUAAAUGCAUUUUAUGGGAACUUCCAUAUGCUUAGUCGUUAGUGAUACGAGCUAUAAUAUUUAAAGAUUAAUUUUCCCAAUUAUGAACCCCAUCUGAAAUGUAUAUUUUGGGCUUCUGAAAUACAAAAUCCAUUUAAAAUAAUAAUUCUACAGCUGUAGUCUUCAAAUGUAAUUUAUAGUAAUUAAUGCUGAGAGUAAGAUGCCAGUGAAAUCAGCGAAGUUAAAAAUCCAUAAAAUAGAGUCCCAGUUCCGAUCAGAAGAAGUAUUGUCAAACAACAUUCGAGUGUACUUAAGUUAAAGUCGACUAAGUUCAUCUAAGCUACUUAUGUAAUAUAUUUGUAUACAAUUAAACGAUACUUCUAGUCACA